Messenger RNA from Nothoprocta perdicaria, 1196 nucleotides. RefSeq names its product ribosomal protein L14 (gene RPL14). Gene Ontology annotation, cellular component: ribosome; cytosolic large ribosomal subunit. The record is from RefSeq and is a predicted model, not a curated record. The coding region runs from base 45 to 485 and encodes 146 amino acids. NCBI's taxonomy places the organism in Eukaryota, Metazoa, Chordata, Aves, Tinamiformes, Tinamidae. Gene Ontology annotation, molecular function: structural constituent of ribosome; RNA binding. The transcript is spliced from 6 exons. Gene Ontology annotation, biological process: ribosomal large subunit biogenesis; translation.
CGCCGCCGAGGCGCCGCCCUCCUCUUUGCUCGCCGGCCGCCAUCAUGGUGUUCAAGCGCUUCGUGGAGAUCGGCAGGGUCGCCUUCGUCUCCUUCGGGCCGCACGCCGGCAAGCUCGUGGCCAUCGUGGAUGUCAUCGACCAGAACAGGGCACUGGUUGAUGGCCCCUGCAGUGGUGUCAGGAGGCAGGCUAUGCCUUUCAAGUGCAUGCAGCUCACUGACUUCGUUCUCAAGUUCCCACACAGUGCUCGUCAGAAGUGUGUGCGCCUUGCCUGGGAGAAGGAAAAUAUUAAUGAGAAGUGGGCAGCCACAAGGUGGGCAAAGAAGAUUGAAGCCAGAGAAAAGAAAGCCAAAAUGACUGACUUUGAUCGCUACAAGGUCAUGAAAGCGAAGAAAAUGAGAAACAGGAUCAUCAAGCAUGAAAUGAAGAAGCUCCUGAAGCAAGCUUCUAAAAAAGGCAAGAAGUUACAGAAGGCACAGAAGUAGAAUAAACUUCUAACUGUGUGUUUCACUUAACGUGUCUGUGUUUCGGCUUUUCAUUUUUAAUUGAUGAAUGGUUAAAUAUCUGAUUUAAACUACCCACAGGGGUAACGUGUGUUCGCUUUUGCUUCUGGCAAAGAAUUGGCUGUGAUAUUUGCUGAUGUCAGUGUUGGGUUCCUUGUGUUUCUGUCACUCUCAGCCAAGAUGCCCACGUGGCCUGUGCUUAGUACCAAUUCCCAGUAUUGCUUAAUGGUUAUUGCACACCCAGUUGAUGAAGGGAGCAGUCCAGAUCAUCAGGUGUCUUAAAGCAGUUUGCUGGGAGAGGUUUAGGAACAAAUAAAGCUAUGUGCAGUCUCCAUGAAACAAUGGUCAGAUAAACUUCCUCUUUUUGGUAUAUAUUCAGGCACCAGCUGAACCAGGGCUGUUGUAGUGUGACAGGGUGCCGUUCAAAGUCUCUCAAGUGUUCUUUUUUUUGAGCUUGUUUCUCUAUAACAGGUGACUUGAUAACUUCAAUGUUGUAGAUUUCUCAUAACUCCCAUUGUCCUGUAAGAUAACUGAUGGCUUUACUCAAGCAUGCUUUCUUUCCAGAAUGUUUUGAAUUUAAUAGCCUGUAUCAGGGCUUGAGCCUAAUUACACUUCUUCUUAAUCAAAGCCAUUAAGUAAAAGGGGAUAUAAUCUAAAAAAUGACUUGAAAUCCCUAUGAGAUACUGAUUUACU